GCGGGGGCGCCUGGGAGACCCCGCGCCGGGCGCCGCUGAGGCCUCACGUUGUCAUGGAUGAUGAAGACGGCCGGUGCCUGUUAGAUGUCAUCUGCGAUCCGCAGGCCCUGAACGAUUUCCUCCAUGGAUCCGAGAAGAUUGACAGCGAUGAUCUCCUGGACAACUCCGGCGACGCCGCCAGCGCCUUCUUCGAGGGGGCCGGGCUCCAUGGCCAGGAGGCCUCGGGGAACCCUCUGAGCUCGGAGCCCAGCCAGCCCCCGGCCAGCGUUGACCUGGACUUCCUGGAGGAUGACAUCCUGGGCUCCCCGGGCGGCGCCGGCGCGGGCGCCGAGCAGCCGUGCGACAUCCUGCAGCAGAGCCUGCAGGAGGCCAACAUCACCGAGCAGACCCUGGAGGCCGAGGCCGAGCUGGACCUCGGCUCCUUCCAGCUGCCGGCGCUGCAGCCGGUGGUGCAGGCGGCCGACGGGACCCCCCAGAUCUUCUCGGGCGGCGCCGACCUGCUGGGGCUGCAGCCGCCGGCCGUGCUGGCGCCGCAGGCGUUGGUGCAACCUCCCGACGUGGUCAACAAGGCCAUCAGCGUGCAGCCCUUCCUGCAGCAGGUGGGGCUGGGCAACGUCACCAUCCAGCCCCUGCCCAACCUGCCCGGUUUGCCCAACGGCAGCCCCGGCGGCGCGCUGGGGCUGGGCCCCAUCCAGGUGGUCGGCCAGCAGGUGAUGGCCAUCAACCAACCGGCGGCGCCGCAGCUCCUGGCCAAACCGGCGCCGGUGGCGGCCGUGGGCGGUUACAUCGCCCAGCCCGAGGCGGCGGCGGCGGCGCAAGGAGCGGGCUUGGUGAUCCAGAAGAGCCUCCCGGCCGUGGCCACCACCACGCUCAACGGCAGCUCGGUGUUCGGCGGCGUCUCGGCGGCGUCGGCGCAGCCGCUCACCGUCACCUCGGGCUUGGGCGGUUCCUUGGUGCCGGCGCCCAACGUCAUCAUCCACCGCACGCCCACGCCCAUCCAGCCCAAGCCCGCCGGCGUGCUGCAGCAGAAGCUCUACCAGAUCACGCCCAAACCCUUCGCUCCUGGCGGGAUUGGCGCUGCCAGCGCGGCGCCGGCAAAGACGCAGCAGAACCUCACCUUCAUGGCGGGCAAAGCCGCGCCCAACGUGGUGCUCCAAGGCUUCCCCCCCAACGUCUUCAAGCCGCCGCCGCCUCAGCCGCCGGCGUUGGGCAAAUCCAUGAGCGUCCACGUGCUCAACCAGGGCGGCUCCAUCGUCAUCCCGGCGCAGCCCUUCCAAGGGCAGAACCAAUUCCUGCUGCCGGGCCAGCUGGCCGGCGCCUCGGCCGUGCCGCUGCCGCAGCCGCUCUCGGCGCUGCCGGUCAACGUCGGCGGCCAGCUCUUACCGGGAGAAACGGCCAAGCUCACAUCAUCGCCCGGCCAAAGCGCCGGCGCCGGCCAACUCUUAGCCAACCCGCCUUGCGGCGCGCAGCUGCUCAACAAAAACUUGGCCGGGCAGCUGAACCUGGGCCCGGUGUUGGCGUCGCCGGCGCUGGCGGGCACGGCGCACAUCCUGUCGGCGGCGCCCAUCCAGCUGCAGCCGGGCCAGCCGGCGCCGGCGCUGUUCCAGAUGCCGGUGUCGCUGGCCGGGACCUUGCCCAGCCCCGGCUCGGCGGCGCCGGCGCCCACGGUGAUCCAAGGCGUGACCUUGGCCAGCCCCGUGGCCAUGCUCAACGCCGGGCGACGGUUUGGGCGCCGCCGUCAACAUCAGCGGCCGCCCGGCAGCCCCGCGCGCCGAGGCCCGGGCCGGUGCCGGUUCUGCCGCCGCGCAGCCCCCGGGCGACGCCGGCGCCGGUGCCGGCCCAGCCCAGCCCCGCCCAAGCUCUCGGGCGGCUCCCCGGGGGACGCUCCGGCCGCUCUCGCGUCCCCGCUGCCCCCGCAGCCGCCGCUGGCCCGGCCGCCCUCGCAGCCGCGGCCGCCCUCGGAGCCGCCGCCGCCGGCGCUUUUCGCGGCGCCCUUCGCGGAGCCGCCCGAGCCGGGCCCGCCCUUCCCGCCCAAGGGCGCGGCCGCCCCCGCGCUGCUGCCCCCGGAGCCCCCGCGCGGCUUCGCGCUCGUCCCGGCGGCGGCGGCGGCGGCGGCGGCGUUCGGGGCCCCGGCCAAGGGCGGAGCUGAGCGCUUCCAGCAGGUGCCCCAGGGGCUGCUGCUGCAGCCGAAGCCGCCCCCGUCCAGCCCGGCCCCGUUCCCGGCUCCGGCCGCUCCCGUCCUGGUGCCGGCGGCUCCGGCAACGCCCGGCCCGGCCUCAGGCCCCGCCGCCCUCUCAGGCCCCUGGCCCCCCUGGCCCCGGCCCCCCGCCCCCCGGGAAAGCGGCCCGCCCCCCCCCAGCGGCCCCUGCCCCUCCCCGCAGCCCGCCCAGCUGGAGCCGAAGGUGGCGCUGAAGAAGCCGCUGGUGCUGCAGCCCAGUAAGGAGGCCUGCCUCCUGGAGCAGCUGCACAAGCACCAGGGCGCCGUCCUGCAGCCCGAGCUGCGCUCGCCCUUCCGCUCGCUGGGCGACGCGCUGAGGCGCCUCCUGCCCUACCACGUGUACCAGGGCGUGCUGCCGGGGGAGAGCGAGUGCCAGAGAGUGGACGAGGAGUUCGAGGCGGUGUCGGAGCAGCUCCUGCGCCGCACCCGGGCCAUGCUCAACAAGUACCGGCUGCUGCUGCUCGAGGAGUCCCGGCGCUCGAGCCCCUCGGCGGAGAUGGUGAUGAUCGAUCGCAUCUUCAUCCAGGAGGAGAAAACGGCGCUGGCGCUCGACCGGCAGCUGGCCCGGGACAGGCCCGACGAAUACGUCUCCUCCUCAUCCUCAUCCUCAUCCUCAUCCUCGUCUUCCUCCCCCCACCCCUUCCCCCCUUCCUCCUCCUCCUCCUCCUCCUCCGCCCCUCCCCCAACCCUCCCCGGCCCCUCCCCGCCCGCCCCUCCCCCCCCGGCCCCCCCCAAGCUGCUGAUCAAGCACGGGGGGGGCUCCCCCAGCGUCACGUGGUUGGGGGAACCCCGGGAUUCCCCCGCCCCGAGGGGGGGGGGAGGGGGCGGCGAGGAGGAGGCGCUGCCCUCGCGGAGCCGCCCCCCGAUGAUGAAGACGUACGAGGCGCGGAGCCGCAUCGGCCUCAAGCUGAAGAUCAAGCAGGAGGCCGGGCUGAGCAAGGUGAUCCACAACACGGCGCUGGAUCCGCCCGGGAUCCCCCACGCCGGGAUCCACCACCCACAGCAGCCGGGCAUGGGACAGCAGCAGCUCAACGGAUCCCUGGAGAAAAAAUCCCCGAUCCCGGCGGGAAACACCGGGGGGAACAGCGGCGGCGGAACCGCGCCGUGCCGGCUGCCGCUGAGGAAAACCUACCGGGAGAUCAACCGGGACGUCAGCCGGGAGCACCACCGGGACAUCAACCGGGAGCACCACCGGGAAAUCAACCGGGAGCACCACCGGGAGAUGAACCGGGAGCACCACCGGGAGAUGAACCGGGAGCACCGGGAGAUCCGAGACAACCGGGAGCACCGGGAGAUGAACCGGGAUCUGCUGCGGGAGCUCCCCCCCGAGCCCCGGGAGCCUCCGCGCUCCGAGCGCCGCCCGGUGAUCACGGCCCUGCGCCGGGAGCCCGGCUCCGCCGCCCGCGUCGUCCGUGCCGGGAAAGGCCCCCCCGAGGAGCCGUCGGACGGGGAGGAUGAGGAGGAGGAGGAGGAGGAGGACGAGGACGAGGAGGAGGACGAGGAGGAGGAGGAAGGCUGCGGGACGUGGGGCGGGAAGCGGCGGCGGGCGGAGGCCGAGGUGGACAAGGCGUCGUUCAGCAGCGACAGCCCCCAGGACGAUUCGCUGAGCGAGCACCUGCAGAGCGCCAUCGACAGCAUCCUCAACCUGCAGCAGCGCCGGGAACGCCGCGCCGGGAACGGCCGCGCCGGGAUCGGCCCCGCCGGGAUCAGCCCCGCCCGGAGCCGCCGCGACCCCGCCCUUCCCGGGACCCCUCGUGCCCCCCCCCAGCCACAACGGCGGCCUCGGAGCCGCCCGGACGUGCACCAGAUGACGGCGGGGGGGCAAAGGACACCGGGAUGGGGACACCGGGAUAACGGGAGCGCACCGGGAUCUCACCGGGAUCUCACCGGGAUCUGAUCGGGAGACUGGGAUCAGGCCACCGGGAUCUGACCGGGAUCAGGAGCUGACCGGGACACCGGGACCGGGAUCAGACCAGGAAUGGGACACCGGGAAUGGGAUUCCGGGAUCCAGAAUGGAACAGGACACCGGGAGCUGACCGGGGCACCGGGAACAGAACAGGACGCCGGGAUUGGAAUGGGACUGGGAUACCGGGAACGGGAUCAGGAGACCCAGAUCCAGCCGGGACACCAGGAACGGAACGAGAUCGAGACACCGGGAUCAGACCAGGAUCCAGCUGGGAUCCAACCGGGACGCCGGGAACAGACUGGGAUUGGGACAGCGGGAAUGGACCGGGAUUGGGAACGGGAAUGGGAAUGG
Molecule: messenger RNA, 4475 nt
Organism: Camarhynchus parvulus
Lineage: Eukaryota; Metazoa; Chordata; Aves; Passeriformes; Thraupidae
Gene: BICRA
Product: BRD4 interacting chromatin remodeling complex associated protein
Biological process (GO): positive regulation of DNA-templated transcription
Cellular component (GO): SWI/SNF complex
Source: RefSeq, a predicted model, not a curated record